Molecule: messenger RNA, 1692 nt
Organism: Penicillium chermesinum
Lineage: Eukaryota; Fungi; Ascomycota; Eurotiomycetes; Eurotiales; Aspergillaceae
Product: dicarboxylic amino acid permease agtA
Exons: 4
Coding region: 1-1692 (563 amino acids)
Biological process (GO): amino acid transmembrane transport
Cellular component (GO): membrane
Molecular function (GO): amino acid transmembrane transporter activity
Source: RefSeq, a predicted model, not a curated record
AUGGGAGAAUCAGACGCAAAAUAUUCAGAAGGGCAGGACCCAGUCGACGCCGAAAAGGGCAUGGCUGAAGGCGACAUCGUCACUGCGCACCAGGAUGAUGGACUUCAUCGCAAUCUUCAAGCCCGACACCUUUCCAUGAUUGCACUGGGCGGAGCUCUGGGAAGUGGACUUCUCAUUUCUACCGGCACCGCAUUGGCCAAGGGUGGCCCAGCUGCUAUCUUAAUUGCUUACUGCUUUAUCGGCCUGAUCGUCGCAACGGUCUUAUUUGCAAUGGGAGAAGUGGCGACUUGGCGACCGAUUUCGAGUGGGUUUCCUGGCUAUGGGGCUGCUUAUGUAGACCCCGCCCUGGGUUUCGCGCUCGGUUACUGCUACUGGUUUAAAUAUCUCAUGAACGUCCCAUCGCAGUUAGUCGGCUGUGCUCUUGUACUGCAGUACUGGGUUCCAAAAGAGCAUGUUAACCCAGGAGUAUGGAUUGCCAUCUUCCUUGUGGUGAUUGUCACCAUCAACCUUUUCGGCGUGCGGUUUUUUGGUGAACUUGAAUUCUGGAUGAGCGCUGUCAAGGUAUUGAUUGUGCUCGGGAUCAUAAUUCUCUGCAUCGUUCUCGCCGCCGGAGGAGGCCCCAAUCAUGAUGCGACAGGGUUCCGCUACUGGAACGACCCAGGGGCGUUUAACCAUUUGAUCACGACGGGAACCACCGGGGAAUUCUAUGCCUCCAUCUCGGUCCUUGUGACAGCGACGUAUGCCUUCCUUGGCACCGAACUUAUUUGCGUGACAUUUGGAGAAGCUGCAGACCCACGUCGAACCAUUCCCCGGGCCAUUCGAUUGACUUUCUUCCGUAUCGCGGUCUUCUAUGUACUUGCGGUCUUCCUGCUUGGCAUGCUAGUCCCGUACAACUCCCCCGUCCUCAAGGCCGCCAACUCGAAGUCCCAAUCGGCAAGCGCCUCUCCAUUUGUAGUGGCCAUUCAAAUUGCCGGCGUCAAGGUUCUUCCGGGAAUAGUGAAUGCCUGCAUCUUGAUCUUUGUCUUCUCGGCGGCGAACAGCGAUCUCUACGUUGGUUCUCGUACCAUAUAUGGCCUUGCAGUCGAAGGAUUAGCUCCAAAAUUCCUUGCCAAAACAAGCAAAGCGGGCGUGCCCGUUAACGGCACCCUUCUCUGCGCUUUGAUUGCUUGCAUCGGUUUCUUGUCCGUUGACGAAAGCUCUUCGGAUGUCUUCACUUAUCUCACCAACCUCGUCACUAUCUUCGGCAUGAUUGCAUGGUGGUCUCUCCUACUUGUGCAUGUAUUUUUUGUUCGUGCGCGCAGAGCACAAGGCGUCCCGGACUCGGAGUUACGCUUCACGUCUCCCUUCGGUAUCUGGGGUUCUUACAUUGGACUUUUUGUCGUCACAAUUCUUAUGUUGAUCAAGAACUUUACGGUGUUCGUGCAUUCCGAUGUUGUCGGCGGGGACUACGGCGACUUCGACUAUCCCAAUUUCAUCACUGGAUAUCUUGGCAUUCCGCUGUUUGCCAUAUUCUUCACGGGCUUCAAAAUCGCGAGAAAGACUUCGUUGAGGAAUCCGUAUACUGUUGACCUGUUCACAGGCAAGCAGGCGGUUGACGACGAGGAAAGGGAAUGGAUCGAGCGCAGAGCGGCAGAGGAGGAAGCUCAGGGCAAUAAGUGGCACUGGUACAAACUGGUGGGAUGGCUCUUCUAG